Danio aesculapii is the source of this 2303-nucleotide messenger RNA. It is a transcript of the gene vwa1, whose product is annotated as von Willebrand factor A domain containing 1. The transcript has 6 exons. Bases 297 to 1811 code for a protein of 504 amino acids. Gene Ontology annotation, molecular function: protein binding. NCBI's taxonomy places the organism in Eukaryota, Metazoa, Chordata, Actinopteri, Cypriniformes, Danionidae. The record is from RefSeq and is a predicted model, not a curated record.
GUAUUCAGUAGCCGAGAAACACUUUUAAUCCGUGGCUGUUUCUGCCCAACACCGAGCACUUUACGAGAGAGCAAAGCGUUUCGAGUUUAUUUCGUUCCCAGCGUGUAAAUCAUGUAGAGAAGGCGCGCAGGUGCUGCAGCUGCUAUUUUAUUGCAGUUAUAUAAAGAGAUUCAGUAACUUUAAUGCGACUUUUAAAGUGAAGCCUGCGUUUUGUAGAGAAGAUAUUUUGACAGAAAUUGUGCUAGGCGAUGUAGAAGCGGUAAAACUGGAGGAAUUGACUGUAAUUUAGUGCCGUCAUGGAGGUCCGAAAGGCGCUCACGUGUGUUUUGCUCACCGUGUUUCUGUGUUCUGGAGGAGACGCUCAGGACUCGGUACCUGAUUCAGUGUUGAAUUGCUGUGAGGGCGAUGUCCUCUUCCUCCUGGACUCCUCCGGCAGCGUGGCCUCCUAUGAGUUUUCCCGCAUGGUGGAUUUCCUCUCCGAACUCCUCCUGCCGUUCUCCCUGGGCCCAGAUCAGGUGAGGGUGGGCCUGUUGCAGGUUGGGACCGAGCCCCAUCUGGAGUUUGGCUUUGAUGCCUACAGCUCCCAGCAAGGCCUGCAGGCGGCGCUGGAGAGGACUAAACAGCUGAAGGGCGACACCAACACUGUGGAGGCUCUUCUGAUGGCCAGGGCGCGGGUUUUGAGGGCCGGUGUCCCGGGAGGAGCGAGGCCGGAUCUGCCUCGCGUUCUGGUGUGGCUGACGGAUGGAGUGGAUCCAGGAGACGUGCAGGAGCCCAUGGCCAGGCUGAGGGACGAGGGUGUCGCUGUGCUGGUCGUCUCCACUGGACAUGGAAACUAUCAGGUGCUGAGGGAAGUCGUGAGUCCGCCUACUGAGGAGCAUCUGUUCUUCGUGGACAUCGACGACAUCAGCAUCAUCGCCGAAGACCUGAGAAAUGCAAUCAUUGAGAUCAUCCGCGCUGAGAGACUGCAGGUGAAGUCGGUCUCCUCCACCUCGGCUCAGCUGGAAUGGAGGCCUGUGCUGUCCGGCUCCAGCUCCGGAUACUACGACAUUAUAUUCGGCCCCGUGCGAACCGGACAGAUACCCGGAGUCCCUGGCAGUGCAGGCACAGGCUCAGAGUCAUUUCAGAGGAUCACAAGACCCGCACACUCCAGUUCUGCUCAGCUGAGCGGCCUGCGUCCUGACACCACAUACAACGUCACACUCACUGCCAAAAACAACCAGCAGACCAUCAACAAACUGCAGACCAGCUUCACCACACACACAGUGAAUCCUCCAGAGCCGCAGAUCCAGCUGUUGUCCUCUGUGUCCGUGUCGGAGUCGAGCUCCAACAGUGUGCGUGUCAGCUGGGCUCCACUUCUGCCGCGGCUCAUCCAGGAGUACCAGCUGGAGUACUCGGCUCUUCCCAGCGGCCCGCUCCGAGUGCUCCGAGUCAGCAACACGCACAACUCCACCGUCCUCACCAAUCUGCUGCCUGACACACAGUAUCUGCUCACCGUCAGCGCAAAACAGCCCUCGGGCAAAGAGAGAGCCAUGACGGUCAAAGUCUGCACACAAGAGGUGUUGCCGGCUCUGUCCGAUCUGCAGCUCACCUCAAUGGGCGACGAGGCAGUGCAGCUGCGCUGGAAGGGAAGUUUCGAUGGGCUCCGUGGAUACUGGGUCACGUGGGAGCGAGGACACAGCCAGCGCUCCACCCUGUACUUACCACCCAACCGCCUGUCCACCACUCUCAACCACGUGCCCUCCAGAGCCCGAGUCUGUGUUUCGCCUGUGUACAGGACGGCCCGCGGAGAGGGACUCUGCUGCACGGCUUGAGACGCAGUGUUGACUUGGAGCUGUGGAUCUGGCAAACACGCAGGACAGAGCGAUGAACAACAGCAGAAACUUUCCACAAAUGGACAGAUGGAGCUGUUUGAACACUCGUCACCCAUAGAUGGUGAUCUUUAAAACACAGCAACACAACAUGCACUGACACACAAACCGCAAAACCACACUAAAUGAGUCUGAACUUGAGGAUAUCUGAAGAAGGAGACUUUUAAAGGAAUGUUUGGGGUUCAGUUUGAGUUCAGCGCUAUUGACCGCACCACUGUCCAUUACCGCACACCAUAUUGACUCAGUUUGUAAACAAGUAAAAGAUAAAAUGCACAUUACAGUAUUGGACUUAUAGCAGAAGUCUUUGGGUCGAGAGCUUACAGUGGCUUUAAUCUGCUUAUUCAUAUAUAUUAUGUGUGUAAUUUAGCUGUUUGUGAAUGUAAAAGGUCUGAAAUGGUUUGAAUUGGAUGAUAAAAGGAGAUUUUAUUGAUUUUA